Molecule: messenger RNA, 9795 nt
Organism: Porites evermanni
Lineage: Eukaryota; Metazoa; Cnidaria; Anthozoa; Scleractinia; Poritidae
Source: the annotation of a GenBank genome assembly
AAAGUGGCAAAGUGAAACGACCGAGAAAGGAUCUGUUAACGUUGUUGGCCAAUGAUUUGGCUUUUCAGUGGAAGCUACAACACUUUUUUCACCCUUGCAUCAAAAUAUAGCGUUGUCUUGUUGAAUUCUCGGUUUGCUGGCUGGUUAGAUCGAUGGAAUAGUCGCCAGACGCAGAGGAUCAACACGACACGUACUUCCGGAAUACUGCACGCUUCAGUGAAGCAACAUUGAAAGCCUAAAGGGAAUUAUAGAAUGGCUCAACAAAGCUUGAACGUAAGUCACGCUCCACAAAUGAAAUAAAUUUCUUUCAGGAGGGUAGUAUGCUUAAUAGGUUGUUGUUUUAUAAAGGUUUAUACUCAACGCUUUAAGUGAAAAUGACAAUGGAAACCACAAGGACUUAUACAUUUGUAAAGUGACGUGCUAUUUUACUACAGGAGCCGGAGCCAGUAGUCUCAGUUUGUCUUUUUCUUGGCCAAAACAUUGCUGUUGUCCAGGAUUCACUAGGAUUGGAUCAGGAGCCGAUUUUGAUUGGGGACAUUUAAAUAGGUCAAAACAAGGUAGCAAAAACGAAAUGAAUACUUUUAGGGAGUUUUCCGUUUUGGUCAGAAGUAUUUACGCUUAAGUAAGCUUUACUACUGUUAUUUAAUAUUCAUCCAAAAUAUUUAUCGGUUUCUAAUUGUCUCAAAUCCCUAGCUAAUCCUUCAUAACCAGCCAUCGUUGGCGUACGAUUUCACAGUCAUGACCCGAACAAAAAGUGGAACUUCUGACGAGAGUAGCAAAAAUACCCCAGGGAGGGGGGGUAGUUACUCAAUAUUUUUUUCUUUAAGGGAGACUCCGUCUCGAGUUCCAACCUCUUACUCUUUUAUAUAUCAUUUUAAACAGAAAGGUACCCCUUUCCUAUACCUUCUAUUGACAAAAUUAAUGGUACCACCUACCCUUUUUAGAACUUUGCAUUCUUUUUAGCUGCUGUUAAUGGACUGUCUUUAAAAUAUCAAUAAAUCACAAGACCAGAAUUUUUCAAAGCCAUAAAAUGGAUUUGCCAGCCUACAUGUGCCUUUUUACACACAGAAAUGACAGACUUACCUACCCUUUCAUAUGCUUCAACUGGUGAAAUCCCUACCACCCCCCAUAUAACUGAAGACUGAAAAAGGUACCCCUCUUGGAAGUACCCCUGGGCAAAAAUACCAUCAGUGAACAUGAUUACACUGUCAGGUUAGAUGAUGGUAUCUUUGUCAAAUCACGCUAAAACUUUGAAAGAAAAAGUCGUCAGCCAGCAACAAAUAUUUAUAUUCUAUUGAUUCUUUUUUCCUGGAGUAAGUUUUAUUUCCCAUACAAACUCUAGCUUAACUGAACAAUAAAUGAAUGAGGCUGAGUAUCUUAUGAAGAAUUAUGGAGAUUAAGGAGAGUGUUAUCCGUCGAGGCCGUAGGCCGAGGCAGAUAACACCCUCUGAGAUCUCCAUAAUUCUUCAUAUGAUAGGAAAGCCGAAUUCAGUAAUUGUUUUAUUAUUCAUUCAAAAUAAUUCCUACCUGGUUAUGGUGUAUUAUGCGUGUGCUUUUAGCCAAUCAGAAUCGGGGAAAUAUUUUGAAUGAAUAAUAAUCUCAUUUAUUUGUUGGCCCACCUGUGGUUAAACUUUUUGGCUAGUUAAUCAUACACCUAAUUGCAAUAACCUUGUCAUAGAAAAAUGGAAAAGUGGAAAAAGCCAAAUAUGAAUUAAUAAUAUUAGGCUAAUUAUAUUGCCUUCUCAGCGUGGAUUUAUUUGCAGUUGUUGCAUUUCCUGCUAGAAUCUUUUUUAUUGUUUUUCAAUUAGCCAAUAAUUUGAUUGGCUAUAAUCAGCAGCCCUGAUUUCAGAAUUAAUAGGACUGAGUAUAGGAAAGUAUGCCUCGCCAUGCCUAUAAGUAAUCAGACAGUAUGUAUGCAGACUCCACUCAGUUCUAUUACCAUUAUUUUAAGAGCACCAAACGAGAAAUUCAAUUGACUUUUCAAUUAAUUAUUUUGAUUGUCUGAGAAUAUUACUAUGUAAUCUUACAAUUUAUUUAGUCCUUGUAAUAAUUCUAAAUAGUUAAUAAUAAUUAUUAAUCUCUCAUAGGACUGUAUCUGUACUACUACCAGAAGUUUCUAUCCUUAUUACCAGUGUGAAUAUACAAAUAGCCAUUUUGUGAAGGAGGGAUUGAAACGUCUCUUGAGUGACAGAUACAAAGAUGACUUUGCCUUCUUUACAAACCACUUUGUUCAUCCCACACUGAGUCUUCUUAGCAGAUUAAAAGAUCAGGUAUGUCAGUGAAAGUUUUACUUUUUGAAAUACAUGUAUUACUCAUGAAAAUGACAUACAGGGUGUUAUAUAUUUUUCAUUUGUCCUUGAAAAGUAAAAAACCAAAAGAUAUAUUUAGGGGAAUAUAACUGAGAAAAGUUGGUACAUGCCCCUUCAUAAGAAUGAGCAUGAGUAGUCCAACAUUUGAAGAACAUGUUAAUGAGAUGGUGAUGAAGCAGCUGGCAGCUCUCAGCAAGUUAAGAUCCCCCCUAACAUUAUAUGCAGCCAGUGCCAUCUACAUAGUGCUUUUAUGUCACUGAUUGUUGUGAUAUCUGCUGUAGAAGUGUGGGAUCUACUCUGGCUGAAAAAUUUGAAAGGCUUCAGAAGAGUGCAUGGAGGGUCGUGCUAUUCGAGAAGGACCCGACAACAACCCAGUGUCACCUACUAACUAGAAAUAUGUGUAUCGCAGAACCUCACAAUUAAGCUCAGGGGAAGGCCCAUAAAAUGUCAGGGAUGGAAGAGGGAGAGAAUUGGAGUAAACUGUGUAGAUUGGGAGGGUGAGUUUCAACACUGGCUCUAAUAUUGGAAGGUGAGACAUAGUUAAUCUCCUUUUGGUUGGAGUACAUUUCAACCCAGUGCUCUGUCAUUAAGAUGGAUUUUCUGGGUUUUAAAUUGGGUUGGUGUUGUUAAGGAAGGGUAGCCAAUGUUUCAUACGUCCCAUGUGUGUUCACACCAUUUAACCCUCCUACAUGUGUAAUUAAAGUCAUAGAAAAUGGGUGUGAUUUUAACUGAUAGUGAAUAGCUGCAGGCGAAUAUGCAGCUAACCCAUGCUAUCUUAAAUGUGUCAUCAAUAGUGAGUGGAUGAAAUGGUAGGAGAUAAUACUGCAGUGAAAAUAACAAGUAAAUGCAUUGUAAUUGGAGAUAAAAAUAUUCAUUUUUUUUUUUAAGUGAACUACUGAGAGCGUUUGCACUUGAAUGUAGUACAUACUAUUAUUAAUCACACUUGACAACUAAUAAACUUAUUGUUUGCAACAGUAAGGCGCAAACAUCAUCACUUACACUAAACUAGAAAAUACAAAUGUAGCAGUGUGAUAUUUUUCCUAUUUUAUCCCGUUUUUUGCCUUUUUCUCCCGCUGCGGAGACUGGUCCCAGGCUGUGUCAUUAAGGAUGCAGUUGAGGAUAAUUUUGAAAGUGAUCAUCACUCAUGAUUAUUGAAUAUGUGGUACCCUCAUUGGCACUGAAACUUAUCCCUGUAAAAAAUACCAAAUCAUUUAUGAAAGUGUUAACAGUUAUUUGUGGGGGGUCUUUGAACUUGGAAAUCCUGAGGGGAGGGCGGGCUCAAGUAGUUUUGGAAAUUCAGGUGGAAGUUGGGGGGGGGGGGGGUCAAAAAACUGUGCCAUCUGUCGGGGGGAAGGUGUGGAUUUUUUCUGGAAGAACCAAUUUGUGUGAAAUGUCCACACAUAAGUAGUAUUGAAGGUGAUCCAUUUUUCAAUUCUCAACGUGCAUGAGCUUGUUGAGACAUGGUGCCCAGAGGCAUAGUUUUGUAAAUUCUCAGACUGACAGUCAAAUGUACUACCCACUUUAACUCACCAAGUGAAUUGACAAUUUGUCCAGAUAUUAAUGAAUUCCAAAUUCCAGUCAGAACUUCGUGUAUUAGACACAGAUUAUGUAAAACAAAGGACUGCUUUGUUUUCUGUUCUGGGAAAAUCUGCCCUUAUUGGUCCUGUUUCGUGCUUUUUGUUCUUUUGCUUCAUAUGUCAUCUGUGUGCAGGAAAAAAUAAUCCCCAAACUUCCAUCACAGACAUCACAGCCAUCCUGCAGUCCACCUAUUUAUUACAUCAAUUUAUCAUGAAUGUUAAUUAUGUGCAGAAUGGUUGGAUCUUGUAGGAAGCCCUAUAUCUGAUUGUUGUUUCAUUUCUUGAAACAGUAUUCUGCCAUUAGAACAUGUUUUGGUGAAUAUGCAGGAAUAUGUCACCUCCCUCUGACUUCUUUAUAAAAGUUAAAUUUUCCCUGAGUUAUACUGAAAUUCCCUGACUUGUUAAAUUGUCCCUUAUGGGGAAAAGAAUUAAUUUUCCUUGCAUGGUGACACAAUGUCACACACAAAUAUUGUGAGGAUCCAGAUCCAAAAUACAGAUGUUCUUUUCGAAGGAUUGAAAAAAGGAGGCUUAAGGCCAUGCAGCAAUAAUAAAUUUUUGUUAUGCGUGACUUAAAAGACACAGCUGUGUUUAUGUAUACUUAGAUAAUAUAUAUAUAAUAUAUUUUACUUGGGAUGGUUUUGGGGAAGUAAAUGUCAUGAAAAUUAUUGUAAAUGAAAAUUUGUACAGCCAGUAUUUGGUUUUCAAAUGUAAGGCUUCCCUAUACAUGCCACACAUUAUCGGUGUUCUAAACUGUUCAUUGUAAAAUAAAGCUUACUGCAAAACCCAUUGUUGCUCAAGGUGUAUAAAGGCUGAUUGGUGUCCAGAGUCUGGUGGAAAGAUAUUCUUGAUGUGCAUUGUACAGAUCAUGUAACUGACUUGCUGCCUAUCACUGCAUUGAAGAAGAUAAUUUUGAAUGUAAACUUCAAGCAUUGCCUGAUCUUCUUGUCGCUUCUUGAAGUGUCGGCAGUCGGUGUUCCCUCUCUUCAUCAGUUUUGUUUACAGUGUAUGUAGUGUGUUGUCACUGCCUCUGUACAUGUUUGUGCAGGUUGCUGUGUUGACGACGUUGCCUUCACUGUGCUAUUUUGGUGGUUGUCUUCUUCGAUCCUCUUGCCAAUGAAUUUUAAUCAGCGUUCUCCAGAGGAGUUUUGGUGGAAAAUCUUCCACGGUGAGGAUUUCCAGCCACUUGUUGUGCUUCCUGUUCUGUGUCAUUUGCACGGGGAAUUGCUGGUGAUUCACCAAUUGUAAACAUUGUUUCACAGACAAUGAAUUACAAACACAUCAGCCUUUCAUCAAUAAAACAUAAAAGUGCACCCUGGUCAUCGGUAGCAAAGUCUAUGUUGCCUGGAAACACAAAAUGCUCCAUUACAUAACGCUGCAUGAUGUCAUUGUCAGACACCAAGCGACAUAAGAGCCACAGGGGACCCAAACACGGUAUUCAGCUAAUAAAUUAAUCAGUUGUUAUUUACCUGUGUUUCAUGAGUCUUUAUUUAUGAGUCGUUUUGGAAAGGAUUUCAACGUGAUCAGAGUCGGUUAACAAUUGCCAGUAUCAGUAUCAAGUGUUUGGUUGUCUGGUGCGUCAUACAUAGGAUGCAGGAUGAGACAGUUAUGUCUCAAUAAUAUUGAAACCUGAGAUUGUCUCCUAAGGAGAGUCAAUAGUUAACUUGAGACGUAACUGUCGCAUACAAUGCGCCAGACAAGCAAACAUUUGAUACCGGCAAUGUUAACUGUCUCUGAUCACAUUCAAAUCCCUUCCAAAACAGGUCAUAAAGACACAGGAACACAGGUAAAUACAUCUUAUUUUAUUAGCUAAUACAGCAUUCAGGUUCCCCUGUGGAUGGGCCUUGCAAUUUUGCAGUUGGCUAAGACCACGCGCAGGUUCACAUGAUGUGUUCACACUUUGCACGCGAUGACAUUGUAAACUUGAUUCACCUCUUCGCUCAGAAUAACUAAGUAGGUGGUAACAACUCCUCCUUCUCCAUAAUACUCAACCUCAUUCAAUGUUGUUAAUCUGCUGCCAUCUUUAAGAGCAACAAACUAAUCAUAUUUGAAUGUUGAACAACAGAAAGUCUCAAAAUGGAAGGUGGUUCUUUAAGUAAAAUGAAGAACUCAGAUAUCUUUGUAUCUUUGCAGAAUUUUCCUCUUUGUUUGCGUAAUGGUAAAGUUGUCCUUCACCUGGUGCCACCUCAGGAUAUUAGAAUGAUAAUUGGUGAAUUCUUUUACCAGGUGAGCAGCAAAGAUUAAACCAGAGAAAUAAAGGCUCUGAAUGGGCAAUUAUGUUCUACUGCAUAAAAUGAAGUCGCAUUCUCCAUCUCAUUGUGGAUUAUAAAGACUAUGAUAUCUUAAACAGUUUUAGUAUACUUGUCUCAUUUAAGACAAAAUACCUCAAGUGACAAUAACUAUAAGGUGAAAACAAAAUAUAGUCCUGUAGAAAGGGAUGCAAACUGNCAAUUUUGCAGUUGGCUAAGACCACGCGCAGGUUCACAUGAUGUGUUCACACUUUGCACGCGAUGACAUUGUAAACUUGAUUCACCUCUUCGCUCAGAAUAACUAAGUAGGUGGUAACAACUCCUCCUUCUCCAUAAUACUCAACCUCAUUCAAUGUUGUUAAUCUGCUGCCAUCUUUAAGAGCAACAAACUAAUCAUAUUUGAAUGUUGAACAACAGAAAGUCUCAAAAUGGAAGGUGGUUCUUUAAGUAAAAUGAAGAACUCAGAUAUCUUUGUAUCUUUGCAGAAUUUUCCUCUUUGUUUGCGUAAUGGUAAAGUUGUCCUUCACCUGGUGCCACCUCAGGAUAUUAGAAUGAUAAUUGGUGAAUUCUUUUACCAGGUGAGCAGCAAAGAUUAAACCAGAGAAAUAAAGGCUCUGAAUGGGCAAUUAUGUUCUACUGCAUAAAAUGAAGUCGCAUUCUCCAUCUCAUUGUGGAUUAUAAAGACUAUGAUAUCUUAAACAGUUUUAGUAUACUUGUCUCAUUUAAGACAAAAUACCUCAAGUGACAAUAACUAUAAGGUGAAAACAAAAUAUAGUCCUGUAGAAAGGGAUGCAAACUGCUCUGAGCUUAAGCUACAUGUAGCUUUCAUCGGCAUUCACCCAUGAGCAAAUAGUAAAUUGGUAAUUGACCAAUCUCUUUUGUUAUGUUAUUAAAUGUCUUUAAUAACCACAAGUGUCUAACUUGGCAGGUAGGUCACACUAAUCCUGGCUCACUGGUUGUUAAAUUUGCCAAGUAUGAGAAUAAAGGAAGAACAGUGAAUGAACUGCAGCGUGCAACAGUCGAUGAGAAGGACUAUGAUAUUGCCUUCACAAAAGAGUACUUUGACCAAGCACGAAGUGCCGCAGGUACACUUGGAGAUGUAUUGAUGCGCACCAUAAUUGUUGCAAAUCACCCAGAUUGGUCAACUGAUAAAGAAGAUGCUGUUAAUCAUCUUCAGAAAGUAAGUAUGCCAUAUUACAAUGAUAUGCGUGAUGUUUUUAAGCAUAAUUUUAAAUGAUUUUAAUCACCAUGUGUGGGCCUGAAAGGAAUGAUUGGUAUUCCGUAGUGUGAUAGGAGCUUCUCAGUGAUCAAUUUUGUUCCAUGUUGUUUACUUUCAAGCAAAAUAAUCUUUAACAUCAUUAUUCUUAAAAAUAUGCAGCCAUACAUGUAUACAAACAGUAUGUUGUAUGUUGAGUAACAAUUCCAUAUUCUAAGUGGAUUGUUUUUGCCAAUAUAUAGUGCCCGGAACACAGGCAUGGAAGACUGAGGUCAGAAUCCCACCUGUCUGUAGAAGAAAGCUGUGAUGACAAAUCUAUUACCAGUGAACAAGUGGAGCCUCAUUCACCUCGUGAAAAUAACGACUCCUGCAGUUCAAUAGAUGAUGUGUUAAUGAGGCAAAUCUCUAGUUCCUCGGGCUGAGUCAGCCUUAGGAACUCAACCCAGAGAUGGUCGGUUUUUGUUAAAUGAAUGUACAGCUUAAGAGGGAAUAUCACACAGAAAUAAGUGAUGGAGCUAUUUACUAAAUAUGUACUUACAUCAUUAUCUAUAGUCCAAGUAACUAGUGUGUAAUACCUUAUACCUGAUGAAGAAAGCCAUGUAUCAAUACUCUAUGUUGUACAGCAAAUCCUGAAGCAGGCAAGUGCCUCUGGUGCUGUAUUGACUCCCGGAGUGUUUGUCAGUAUUUUGUAGCGUUUUGGUUGAAGUGUUUUAAAAUGUAAAUUGGCAACAAGCUCAAACAUUAUUUCUAAACUGCAGUUUGUUUGGUCACAAGAAUAACAGUUAGUUUUUUUUGGAGUGUCAGAAGAGUGUGUCAUUUACCAAAUGCAAAAGAAAAUAUGUUUAUUUUAGACUUUAUUUAUUGUGUUUGUUCCACAUUCAUAAAUGUAGGAGGACAGCCGAUAACACCCUCCGAGAUCUCCAUUAUUCUUCAUGAUUACACGAGUGCAGAAUUCAAUAAUUGUUUUAUUAUUCAUUCAAAAUAAUUCCUAGUUUAAAAACAUAGCUAAAACAAGUUUACCUCCAUCGAUUUUAAGUUCAUCUUUGAUAGUGCACGUUUAGGGUCGUUCAGCUCCGCAAAUAUUCUCCAAAUAGCAGAUGCUGCCCUUUGAGUUGUCUUCUUGUUGUUCUUGCCAUGUUUUAGCUAUUAUUUUGCCUAGUUAUUAAUAUGAAACAAGUGAAAUGUACACCAUUUUUGUUUUCACAACCAAAACAACUCAACCUAGCCCCCAGGUCUUCUCGGUUAAUGUUGCAUUAACCUGCAUGAAGGCUGCACUUUUGACGUGGACAUUGGUUCAUUAAUUGCAAAAUUCUUCCAAAUUUGGUCAUCAGUUGCUGGUUAUGGUGAAUUAUGCGUGUGCUUUUAGCCAAUCAGAAUUGGGGAAAUUUUUUGAAUGAAUAAUAAUUGUAUUUAAAUUAUCAAAGGUGAACAUUAGGUUAGUUAUAGGAAUUACCAUCAGAGUCGGAAUUUAGGGUUAUUGUGUAAAUAAAAAAGUCUUAAAACUUCAUGCCAUAAUACAUUGACAGUGUGCAAUACCUUUCUUUUCAUUGGCUAAGAGCCUACAGUUAAUUGUGGAAAUCAGCACACCCUACAGAUUAUUUACUAAUCUGCAAGUAGAUUAACCCAUUCGCCUCUGAACCGCCCAUAACCGCCCGUGCGGAUCCAGGUCCUUUUUACCCGAUGUGACGUCAUCAGUUUUAACGGUCAAGGACAACUUUCUUCACUAACUUGUGCAGAGUGAAGAGAUCUUUCAAACCAUACCAGAAUGAGCACAAUUUAGUCAAGGGCACCGGAGAAACAAGCAAAAAACCAUGUGACAUUGACCUGAAAAUCUCGUUCCAUUACCCACCUACCUUUCCUUUCGCCUAAUCCUAAGAUCCUAAAAGCUUUCCUAAAAACUCUUCCCACCAAAAUCAAGCCUACUAAAUGCCCAGCAAGCGAAAAAAAAAAUGAGGCAAGAAAAGGAAAAAAAGAAGGGAGGAGAGAAAGCGAAAAGUAAAAGUCAAGACCGCUGUGUCACUUUUAAACCCAAAAACUAUGUCGAAAUUUUGCUUUCUGCGCAUGCCCGAACUUCGCAAGCUGAUAUUUUGCAUCUGGAUCAGAAGGCCGCGAAGUGUUCGACCUGUAAACCAGUUUGUGGUAAGUUUUAGCUCUUUAUAGCAAGACAGUGACCAGAAAACCACUCGACUAGCUUCAAAACGCGUUUUUCGGCAAAAUCUCCAGGAGCGAAUGGGUUAACAAGUAUUGAGAAUUAUAAUAUUAAUCUUGUGGAAUUACCAGUUUCCAUAUUAUUAGCCACUAUACAUCUUUGAAGUGAAAUAUGGACAGGUUAAAGGUUUAAAUAUAAAUGGAAUUAAUUAGAAAUUAUUAUUUUGCCAAGUUUCUGUAUAUACUCUUACCAGCAACCUUGCUUUUCAACAGAAAUUGAUAUUUCUACAAAAGUUUUA